Formica exsecta is the source of this 585-nucleotide messenger RNA. RefSeq lists its product as uncharacterized. The transcript is spliced from 4 exons. NCBI's taxonomy places the organism in Eukaryota, Metazoa, Arthropoda, Insecta, Hymenoptera, Formicidae. The coding region runs from base 6 to 542 and encodes 178 amino acids. The record is from RefSeq and is a predicted model, not a curated record.
AUGAAAUGGUAAGAAUUUCAUUUUCAGAAAAAAAAACAGACAGGUUUUCAGAAUUUUUAGCUUGCGCUUCAAAUAAUGUCAUGAACAAAUAUUUAGAAUUAAUUAUGUUCAAAGAAAAUGAAGAUUUGAGUAAAAUAGGUAUCAAAAGACGUAUUAAUAGCUUUCUUUUUAUUAUUGCAAAACAUGCAAAACACUACAAUGUGCUUUCAAAUAUAUUAAGAAAUUUCGAUAAAUUGAAACCAAGGAGUAUAAAUGGAAUUGCAAUAUUUAUUGUUAUUGUUAAUCAUGUGUACUCUAAGAGACAAUUAGACGAGAUCGGAGAAAAUACGAGAAAUAUUAUUGAGAUAGAAGCGUACAUAAAUCAUAUUAAACAUAUAUACAAGAAAAACAGAACUCGUUUUGACAAGGCAAUUAUUAAUGCACAUUUUCAUGAGUAUAAAGAUCUUGUGGAACAAUGGGUGUUGUAUGCUGAACGCAAACUACAAAUGCGUUUGUCUGAGAUUGAGAGGCAGAUAAGCUAUCUUCAUAAUUUUUCACAAUAAAAAAAUAUUAAAUGUGAAUAAUUACAAUUACAGCAAAAAAUUU